GUGCGAUUUCCUGCGUGUUUGCUUGUUUUAUUCGGGCAAGACGAUGGACUUACCUUGCGACUGAAAUUCCAACUAAAUUCUGGUUGAAGAAAAAAUGCAGAGACCUAGCCUAACUCUUGUGUUAUCAGGCAUUUUUAUUGCCUAUAUCCUCCACUCAUUAUGGACCAUAGCCUCAUUGUUUCUACAUCCAACAUGUCAAGGAGCAUCCAAGGAUUGUCUCCAGUCUCAUCUGAGCACCAAACCAAAGCUACAGCUGCUGCUGUAUGUGUCCAACUCUCCAAACAUUCAAAGAGGCACUGAUAUGGAACAUCUAGGAAGAUGGACAAGCCUGGACUUAUCAGAGGCAAAGGAAGAACAGUUCGCGGUGUCGGUGCCGAGCCGCUCCCAGCUGCGCUCAGGCAGUCUGCAUCUGCACGCCUUCCUGACGCCGAUGCCAGCGGCCGGUCGGCGCUGGCAGGACAUGAUCAGCAGUCCGCUGGCCUCGUACGCGCGGGCCCAGCUGAUCCAGAGCCAGCUGCCCGAGACGGAGGCGUUCAACCUGCUCGGUGGCGAGGACAAGGUCAAGAAGAACCCGGACAAGAAGGCGGGCGCCGCGGGCAAGCCAGCUCCGCACCUGAGGAGCCACGUACCGCUGCAGGUGCUGGCCGAGGAGGCUGGCCUGCCGCGACACAACAUGGCGCCCGACGUGGCCGCCCUGGUCAGCCACCGACUCUCGCCAGACGGCAGGUACCUGCCGCUGAUCCGCUUUGACCAGCUGUCCACCCGGAGCCGGCACAUGGUGCUCAUAGACGCCCCGCCCGGAGCGCCGAUGAACGUCACCGUCCGGCUCGACCCGGUCAGCCUCGGCAAGAUCAGACUGUGGAUGCAGUUUGAGCUGGGCAUGACAUCGAUGCGGCAGCUGGGCUUCACCAACAAGGACCUGGACGAGGUGAAGGGAAUCUUCACCGACACCAACCUCUACCUGCUGCUCAUCACCAUGCUGGUUUCGGCCAUCCAUCUGCUGUUUGACGUGCUGGCGUUGAAGAAUGACGUGCAGUUCUGGCGGCGCCGGAGCUCGUUCGCCGGCCUGUCGACGAAGGCCGUGCUGUGGCGCGCGUUCUCCCAGAUCAUCAUCUUCCUCUACCUGCUGGACGAGGAGACCAGCUACCUGGUCAUCGUGCCCAUGGCCGCCGGCACCGUCAUUGAGAUCUGGAAGGUGUUCAAGGCGUUCCACAUAUCGGUCAGCUGGGGUCUGCCGCCGCGCGUCACGUUCGGCGCGCGCACCUCGGAGGAGCUGCGCACGGCGGCGUUCGACUCGCAGAGCAUGACCUACCUGGCUUACCUGCUGUACCCGCUGUGCGCUGGCGGUGCCGUCUACUCGCUGCUCUACACGCCGCACAAGAGCUGGUACUCCUGGUGUAUCCAGAGCGUGGUGAAUGGCGUGUACGCCUUCGGCUUCCUCUUCAUGCUGCCCCAGCUGUUCGUCAACUACAAGCUCAAGUCGGUGGCGCACCUGCCGUGGCGCGCGCUCAUGUAUAAGGCGUUCAACACGUUCAUCGACGACCUGUUCGCCUUCAUCAUCACCAUGCCGACGGCGCACCGCGUGGCCUGCUUCCGCGACGACCUGGUGUUCCUGGUGUACCUGUACCAGCGCUGGCUGUACCCGGUCGACCAGACGCGCCUGGACGCGGCGGCCAGCUUCGCCGAGACGAGCGAGGUGUCGCAGGACGGUGCGCCGGGCCAGAAAAAGCAGCAGUGAGGCGGCAGCGACAGUGGCUAGCGAGGCUGGCCGGCGUCGCGGCUCGGGGCCGGCCGCGCUGCAGCGCUCGCAGUGCCACCUGGUCCCGGACGGGUCA
This is a messenger RNA of Pollicipes pollicipes, 1835 nucleotides long. RefSeq names its product cleft lip and palate transmembrane protein 1-like protein. Gene Ontology annotation, cellular component: endomembrane system; membrane. Lineage: Eukaryota; Metazoa; Arthropoda; Thecostraca; Pollicipedomorpha; Pollicipedidae. The record is from RefSeq and is a predicted model, not a curated record.